AUGACUCCGCAGGGGAGACCAAACAACCCACAACCUGGCCAACAACUGAAUAGGCGGAAAGAGGAACAGUACCAAGCCCAGAAGGAGAUCCAUCACACCACUGUGUGCCACUCAGAUGCCUACAAAGAAGAAAAGUUCCAUGCCAAGGUGACCAUUGAAGGGGGACUAUGCAAGAUGGAGCUGGACACAGGAUCAUAUUUUACGAUUGUGUCCUGGCAGACCAUUAAGAAAUUGAACCCGACAGCCAGCAAGAAGCUCCUCAAACCACCAAACGUCCAGCUCAACGACUACCUGGGGAACCAGAUCCAAGUCCUAGGAAGAAUGGAGGUCAAGGUAGUGUUUCACAAAUUCCAGUGCUGUCUAUCUCUCAUGGUUAUCGCCAGCCACCGACCAUCCCUACUGAGAGUGGAAUGGUUCAAGCCCCUGGGGCUAGACAUCACCUGCCUGCAUCAAAUCUCAAUCCACAAUCUGUAUUGGCUACUGGCAGAGUUCACAGACGUCUUCAACGGGGGUCUAGGCUGUUCCUGGGCUGCUGCUGCCCUCCUGCUGCUCUUUGGAGCUCGCGCUUUCCCUAUCGGAGAUUCCUCCGGAGAAGAGGAAUUUGGAGAGGAUCCCUCCUCCAGAACUUCGGCAGCCGGGCGCGUCCAGCUGAACGUUCCGACAGAGUUGGCUCUUUGGCUACAAGGUACUGCAGCAACGUGGAAUCAAGAGGAAGAUACUCAUCACACUGCUACAGAUAUAACAUUACUACGCAAUGGCAAAUUACAAUUUGUGAACAAUGUAGCCUACACAUAUAUUUGUGAGGCAGAUUAUCAUUGUGCAAAUGAAGAUUUUGGACCACCUGCAAUCAAUUAUAUCUUUAUAUUUUACCAGCUGUGCAAGGAGCAAAAUGCUUGUAAAGGUACAAUGGAAAUUAUGGCACAAAAUAAUCUCAACCUUCCAAAGAUAAUUAAAGAAGAUGGAUGCUACCAGCCUGGAUUCCAAAAGGAAAGUUGUCUAAGAAAACUUUCAAGUGGCCUCUAUACAUUCAGAACAUUCUUAGAAUAUAUAGAAGAAACUACGCAAAGAAGUGUUUCUGUAUCAAUAGGCGCACAGAACCUGGCAGAAACUUUGAAGUCAAUGAUGAACAAUCCUGAGACUGUGAGCAUGCCAUCUCCUGACGCUCAGAAAACUCUUGCUGCAAAGUUAAGAGAACAGAGAGCUUGGAAUAUUAUAGUGAUCAAGCACUUUAUUCUUCAAGAUUUUACUUUAUUUAUGGAGACCACUUCAAGAGUUAUUCGCCUUCUAUAACGAGUUAACUGUAAUGCCUGAAUGCUUUAAAUCAGGCAUAUCAAAUAUCCACAUCUGAAACAGAUGUCAUGGUUGUUCUCCUGAGAGAAUUUAUUUUUUAGAUAUAUACUUAUUUAUAUUAUAUAAUUUAUUUAUGGUAUUUAAUAUAUUUAUUACAUAUUUUAAUAAUUUUACUUCAGCCUAAUUUAACUUUACUAAAUAAUGUACAAUUAUAUUUUUGUGAAACAAUGUAAUAUUAAAAUAUUUUUAAAAAGAAAAAAAAUCCUGUGAGUUUAUAAUCGUUAGCAAUCGUUACUUAUAUACCGCUUCAUAGGGCUUUCAGCCCUCUCUAAGCGGUUUACAG
Molecule: messenger RNA, 1633 nt
Organism: Thamnophis sirtalis
Lineage: Eukaryota; Metazoa; Chordata; Lepidosauria; Squamata; Natricidae
Source: RefSeq, a predicted model, not a curated record